This is a messenger RNA of Serpula lacrymans var. lacrymans S7.9, 165 nucleotides long. RefSeq lists its product as uncharacterized. Bases 1 to 165 code for a protein of 54 amino acids. The record is from RefSeq and is a predicted model, not a curated record. Lineage: Eukaryota; Fungi; Basidiomycota; Agaricomycetes; Boletales; Serpulaceae. The transcript has 4 exons.
AUGCCUGCCAUCACUGCAAGGAACUUAUGUGCCAAAGACUGGCUGCAAGAGCAUCCCAGUGGUCUCAAAGUUGAAUUCAACACUUACUUCAAGGAUCUUUCAAAGGACUUGCAGAAGAAAUAUGCCUCGGAUGCCGCUAUCAUGAAACUCAAUGCAAAGGCCUAG